Molecule: messenger RNA, 2221 nt
Organism: Alosa alosa (allis shad)
Lineage: Eukaryota; Metazoa; Chordata; Actinopteri; Clupeiformes; Clupeidae
Gene: rac3a
Product: Rac family small GTPase 3a
Exons: 6
Coding region: 167-745 (192 amino acids)
Biological process (GO): actin filament organization; establishment or maintenance of cell polarity; small GTPase-mediated signal transduction
Cellular component (GO): cytoplasmic vesicle; cell projection; cell cortex
Molecular function (GO): protein kinase binding; GTPase activity; GTP binding
Source: RefSeq, a predicted model, not a curated record
CGGAAGCCCCCGUGUGACUUCGACUACAACCCUUGCUGCUGCAGCAGCCCUCUACGCGAAACAUAGCAGCCCACUUAUUAUUACAGAUCUCUCAGAUCACAUACCAAUUUGGCACAUUAAAGCACAAUCGAACGUCCCUCUUUGGAUACAUCUGUGCAUUCUGCAAAUGCAGGCCAUUAAAUGCGUUGUGGUCGGCGACGGUGCUGUGGGUAAGACCUGUCUGCUCAUCAGUUACACCACCAAUGCCUUCCCAGGGGAGUACAUCCCCACCGUCUUCGAUAAUUACUCUGCUAAUGUUAUGGUGGAUGGCAAACCAGUCAACCUGGGCCUUUGGGAUACAGCGGGACAGGAAGACUACGACCGUCUCAGGCCUCUCUCUUACCCCCAGACGGACGUGUUCUUGAUAUGCUUCUCCUUGGUGAGCCCAGCCUCCUUUGAGAAUGUCAGAGCUAAGUGGUACCCUGAGGUGCGCCACCAUUGCCCCAACACUCCCAUCAUCCUGGUGGGCACCAAACUUGACUUGCGGGAUGACAAGGACACCAUUGAGCGCCUGAGAGACAAGAAACUGGCCCCCAUCACUUACCCACAGGGGUUGGCUAUGGCACGUGAAAUUGGUGCAGUGAAGUACUUGGAAUGCUCUGCCCUUACCCAGCGUGGUCUCAAGACAGUGUUUGAUGAGGCAAUUCGCGCUGUCCUCUGUCCUCCACCUGUCAAGAAGCGGGGCAAGAAGUGCACAGUGUUCUGAGGCAGCCCACCAGGGGGCGCCAGUGUUUGUGCCAUUGUUCUUUAAGGGGGCUGCUGGGUGGGUGUGGGGGGGGGGGGGGGACUUCUUCCACUCCUACUUGUUCAUAACAGUACCUGCUGUUUUAAGAGGGAUACUUGAGCUCACUGGGUUUACAGUAGUCUCCAAUGACCUGGAGGUUUUGUUUUUUAAAUGUAAGAAGAAGCGUUAAUAGAAUGUGUAGAGUGGUGAUGAUGGCAUUAAAACAGAAGAAAUUAUGCCAAUAUCCAUUCUUUUUGGGCAGCACAUGUCUUUUUUAUUUGUUAAAUGAAUUUGCCUUAAAGAUAUUGGAUGAUUUAAUUGGGGCUUUGUCGUAAAUGACAAGCAGGUGGACAAACAGUUGUGGAGCCCUAAGUGUGCAUUUCAGACUGGAUUAACAAGCUUUUAUAAGUGUUCACUACAUAAAUACACUCAGUACAUUCAUUCAGCUUUGUUGCCAGAACUAAUGUUGUUGGAUAUAUUAAAGUGUGGACAUUGUUAGCUGUUUUGCAUUUUUUUACUACGAAUUGUGAAUGUUUGACAGAUGUGACGGUGUAAAUAUAUAUUGUGCAUAGCUUUGGUUAUAGCAGGCAUAGGAGCCAGAGAACACAGAUUCAUAGACAGGUGGAAGAAAUACAUUUUAUGUGUUUUUUCUCCAUUUACAGUAGGCUAAAUUUCCUACAGUAUCAUGCAAAUUGUUUUGGAGUUAUUCAAUCUUUCUAGAUUAAGGCAUCUCUACUUCAGAAAAUCAUAAAAUGGAGUCAAAGAAAUGUCAGCUGAUUCAUCAGAGUAGUCCAGAACAAAUUUUAGUUUGCUGUUUUAUAGAUAGGCAUCUAUUCACAUCCAGGGCUUGAGCUACUGUAGGUAAAUGUGUAUGGGAACUGUUUUUUUUUUAUUGGUUAUCAAAUUUGCCCCAUGAAAAAUUGUAAUAUGCAAAAUGUCUGUACUCUAUCUGUAAGACUAUUAAUGACAUACAAGCUGGUCUUAGAAUUUUAUACAGUUUAAAUAAUUUCAUUUCUUUACAAAUAGGCCUAUGCGUUCACAUUAUUCAAAUCAAUGAAGAGGAAUAGAUUCUAUCUUGUGCCAUUGUGAACUGCAUUUUGUGGGACCUGCCAAAUCAAGUAAUUUAUUUUGACAAAGGACCCAAUUAGAAGUGUCAAAAUAUUUUUGUUUCCCAAAUAUCUUUAUUUUCAGUUUUGUGCAUAUGAGUCUUACGUGUGAGAGGACGCAUGCAUGUGCAAGGAGCUGUCUGUCUGGUUGUGGAUUUCUUGAGUGAAAUGCAUUUUGUGUCUGUAUUAGCCUACAUUUGGUAAUUCAUGUGACUCUUGAACUGGGAUAAACGGUGAAGAGCAUUUAACAACAUAUGUCCUCUGUUACAGUUGUUGCCAAAAUAAACCACUAAAUGUGAGUAUCAUAUAAUUUUAAAGGUUAUGCAUUAAUAAAGGAAAAUAUUUGAAUGUA